AUGUCCCUGUGCAACACACACUCAGUCCUGGAGACCGAGUCCUGGAGACCGAGUCCUGGAGGCCGAGUCCUGGAGACCGAGUCCUGGAGACCGAGUCCUGGAGACCGAGUCCUGGAGACCGAGUCCUGGAGACCGAGUCCUGGAGACCGAGUCCUGGAGACCGAGUCCUGGAGGCCGAGUCCUGGAGGCCGAGUCCUGGAGGCCGAGUCCUGGAGGCCGAGUCCUGGAGGCCGAGUCCUGGAGGCCGAGUCCUGGGGAGGCCGAGUCCUGGAGGCCGAGUCCUGGAGGCCGAGUCCUGGAGGCCGAGUCCUGGAGGCCGAGUCCUGGAGGCCGAGUCCUGGAGGCCGAGUCCUGGAGGCCGAGUCCUGGAGGCCGAGUCCUGGAGGCCGAGUCCUGGAGGCCGAGUCCUGGAGGCCGAGUCCUGGAGGCCGAGUCCUGGAGGCCGAGUCCUGGAGGCCGAGUCCUGGAGGCCGAGUCCUGGAGGCCGAGUCCUGGAGGCCGAGUCCUGGAGGCCGAGUCCUGGAGGCCGAGUCCUGGAGGCCGAGUCCUGGAGGCCGAGUCCUGGAGGCCGAGUCCUGGAGGCCGAGAGUCCUGGAGGCCGAGUCCUGGAGGCCGAGUCCUGGAGGCCGAGUCCUGGUGGCCGAGUCCUGGAGGCCGAGUCCUGGAGGCCGAGUCCUGGAGGCCGAGUCCUGGAGGCCGAGUCCUGGAGGCCGAGUCCUGGAGGCCGAGUCCUGGAGGCCGAGUCCUGGAGGCCGAGUCCUGGAGGCCGAGUCCUGGAGGCCGAGUCCUGGAGGCCGAGUCCUGGAGGCCGAGUCCUGGAGGCCGAGUCCUGGAGACCGAGUCCUGGAGACCGAACGAAUCACGGCCCCCACCCGUCAGGGCCCCCACCUGUCAGGGCCCCCACCUGUCAGGGCCCCCACAGCCCUGGUCCAUCCUUCACGCCUCGCUAACUCGCUAACACCGCCAUUGUCAGGAUCGAUAGAAGUGCAGCGCCUGGUGCAGGAGUGGGGCGGGGUCUCCACCAUGAAGCAGAGACUCCUGCGACGCAGCGGGAUUCUGUUCCAUUCCCCCAGUUUAGGAUUACAGACUCUGACCAGCAACCAGCGAGGACAUACCAGCACCAAGAGUCUGAGGGGGUGUCUGUCCAAGGGGCUGUGGGGUCUGGUCCGAGGGGGCGUGGUCUGUCCGAGGGGGUUUGGUCAGUCUGAGGGGGCGUGGUCUGUCCGAGGGGGUUUGGUCAGUCUGAGGGGGCGUGGUCUGUCCGAGGGGGCGUGGUCUGUCCGAGGGGGUUUGGUCAGUCUGAGGGAUUGUGGUCAGUCUGAGGGGGCGUGGUCCGAAUCUGAGGGGGCGUGUUCCGAAUCUGAGGGGGCGUGUUCUGUCUGA
Molecule: messenger RNA, 1383 nt
Organism: Knipowitschia caucasica
Lineage: Eukaryota; Metazoa; Chordata; Actinopteri; Gobiiformes; Gobiidae
Source: the annotation of a GenBank genome assembly